This is a messenger RNA of Adineta steineri, 1083 nucleotides long. The record is from the annotation of a GenBank genome assembly. Lineage: Eukaryota; Metazoa; Rotifera; Eurotatoria; Adinetida; Adinetidae.
AUGGCUACAAAUACGAUAGCAUUGACGAUGUGUUCAUCUUCAGAAUGUAAAAAUGAUGCUAAUGCUCUAUGUUUACAUUGUGAUAAACAUGUAUGUACUAAACAUUAUCUAGAGCAUGUUAAAUUAACAAACGAUGAACUUCUUCCAUUGGCUGAUCAAUUAAAUACUAUCAUAAAUACUCUACAAGAAAUCAAUGUAACUCAUAUUUCUCAAUUAGCUAUGGAACAACUUGAACAAUGGCGUGUAGAAAGUCAUCAACGUAUUGAUGAGCUUUAUGAUGAUAAAAGAAAAACUCUAACUAAACUUUCUGAAUUAAAAUUGGAAGAGGAAUCAAUGAUCUCGAAAAAACUCAAUACUUUAGUACAACAAUAUACUGAUCAAUUGGAUGCAUCGUUUCAACAAGUUGAAAAAAUUAAAAAAGAUAUAACAGCACUUGAAACACGUUGUUCAAAUUUAAAGAAAACUGGCUUUUUUCAUUUCGAAAAUAAACCAUUAGAAUUGAUAUAUCAUUCAUUAGUAAUCAAAGCAAAACAAUUUAGUUAUUUUACAGGAGGUGGUUCACUUCUUCGUCUUGAAUAUCAAAUUCUAUUAAAUGAAUGGAUUGGUAUAAAAGGGCAACAUUGGCGGUUAAUAUAUAAAGCAAAACGUGAUGGAUUCAAAGCUGAAGAUUUUCAUCGUUGUUCAGAUAAUCAAGGUCCAACUCUUACCAUUAUUCAAUCAAAAGAAAAUGAAUAUCUUUUUGGUGGAUACACAUCACAAGGAUGGACUUCUUCAGGAAAUUAUGCUGAAGAUAAAAAUAAUCCUUUUCUUUUUACUCUCAUUAAUCCACACAAUAUUUUACCUACACGAUAUACAAUCAAAUUAGAAAGUAUAGAGGAUGCAAUGGUUCAUAGUUCUAUAUAUGGUCCAACAUUUGGUGGAGGUUUUGAUCUUCAUAUAUGUAAUGAAAGUGAUAUAGUCCCCGGUAGUUAUUCUAAUUUUCCUGUAUCAUAUAUUGAUACUACUGGUAAAGGGAUGCUUACUUUUACCGGAAGCAAUCAAUUUCAAACAUCUGAUAUUGAAAUAUAUCGGCUAGUAUCAUAA